AUGGAUGCUCUGCUCUGGUCUGCGCUGCCUGUCGAGGCCUUGUCUCGUCAAUCCAAUGUCCGGGUGCUGUUCGCAGUCUGGCCUGGUGCUGGAGCCCCUGCAUGCCCGGCCCCUGUGGACAUGUACCUAUGGGGUAUUGGGGGUACCUACGCCACCCGCCGUUGGGGGAGCGAGGGUGCGUCGGCCGUGUCCACAGCCCAGCCAGCAGCCAGCUCGUGCGGUGGGCGCGCCGCGUCGCCCUCCUCGCUCCAUCAAAAUGCCUGCCUCUGUGACGGCGAGUGGAUUGCCUAG
Gaeumannomyces tritici R3-111a-1 is the source of this 291-nucleotide messenger RNA. RefSeq lists its product as hypothetical. The coding region runs from base 1 to 291 and encodes 96 amino acids. The record is from RefSeq and is a predicted model, not a curated record. NCBI's taxonomy places the organism in Eukaryota, Fungi, Ascomycota, Sordariomycetes, Magnaporthales, Magnaporthaceae. The transcript has a single exon.